ACGAUCUUCACUCCACUUCUCCCAGCACACUUAUCAGGGAUCAGAAGAAGCCAGAGAUUUCUCUGCGGCCCUGCUAACUUUCUUGCAUUUGCUGCACGAAAAGCUGCAAAAAUUCUGUGCUGCAAGGAAACGAGAGUGAUGUCAACAGAGGAUGAUACUGGUGGGGAGGCAUCCAGUGGCAGUUUUUGGGAGCCUGGCAACUACAAGCGAACAGUGAAACGGGUGGAUGAUGGAAGCCGGCUGUGUAAUGACCUUGUCUCCUGCUUCCAGGAGAGAGCAAAAAUUGAAAAGAACUAUGCACAGCAACUAACAGACUGGUCUCGCAAGUGGAGGACUGCUGUGGAGAAGGGCCCUCAAUAUGGCACUCUGGAAAAAGCCUGGCAUUCAUUCCUGACUGCUGCAGAUAAACUUAGUGAGAUCCACCUAGAGGUACGAAACCGCCUGGCAAGUGAAGACACAGAUAAAAUUAAGGCCUGGCAGAAGGAAGCCUACCACAAGCAGAUGAUUGGCGGGUUCAAAGAGACAAAAGAAGUAGAAGAUGCAUUUCGCAAGGCCCAGAAGCCUUGGGUGAAGAAGCUGAAGGACGUGGAAACAGCGAGAAAGAAUUACCAUGCUGCUCGUAAAGAAGAGAAGACUGCACAGACAAGAGAGAACCAUGCCAAAGCAGAUUCUUCUGUUUCACAAGAGCAGAUGCGUAAACUUCAAGACCGUGUGGAAAGAUGUGCACAAGAAGCAGAGAAGUGCAAGGAGCAUUAUGAGAAGAUGCUGGAAGAACUGAACCGCUAUAACCCUCGGUACAUGGAGGAUAUGGAGCAGAUCUUUGAAGGGUGUCAGGAAGCUGAGUGCAAACGCCUGUGCUUCUUUAAAGAGAUGUUCUUGGAUUUGCACAACCAUCUCAACCUAUCUACCAAUGACAGCUUCCAUGCACUUUACCGGGAUUUGCAUCAGGGAAUAGUGGCUGCAGAUGACCAAGAGGAUCUGAAGUGGUGGCGCAAUACCCAUGGGCCUGGCAUGGCUAUGAAUUGGCCUCAAUUUGAGGAAUGGUCUUUGGAGACACAGCGAGCAAUCAGCAAGAAGGAGAAAAGUGGCAAAGGUGAUGAAGAUGUUACCUUGACCAGCAUUGUGCCAGCUGGAGAUGGUAUGAAACAGACCCCUCCACCAACAAAGCAAAGGUUUACAUACCAAGAGGAACAAAACAGCCACUUCUAUGACACCUUGAAGGCCUCAGCCUGUAUGAAUGGAGGGAAGGAAGAAAUCUCAGAGUGGUCAGAUGAAGACACUCCCAAGAAGGGCCUGGAGGUCAAUGGGCAUGAGGAUAUAAAGGUACCAGGCGUGCGGGUGCGAGCACUGUAUGAUUACACAGGACAAGAGGCUGAUGAGCUGAGCUUUAAAGCAGGAGAAGAGCUCAUGAAGAUCAGUGAAGAGGAUGAACAGGGUUGGUGCAAAGGCCGGCUCCAGAAUGGUCAGGUUGGACUAUAUCCUGCUAACUAUGUGGAGAAAGUCAUUUCAUGAUUACUUUCCCCAUUGCCACUACCUUAUGAUGUGCAGCCUGAGUGUAACUUCUUCAGAGGUCACAAAAAUCUGUGGCCUCCAACUUGCAUCAAAAAUCGUGUGCAACCAAUCUGGACCUUUUUGAGGACAUUCUCUUCUUGUAACCAGUACAUAAUUUUAAACAUCUAGAAAUAUGGUGAUCUUUUUUUCUAAUAAAGAUACACAAACUUUU
Messenger RNA from Pogona vitticeps (central bearded dragon), 1723 nucleotides. It is a transcript of the gene PACSIN3, whose product is annotated as protein kinase C and casein kinase substrate in neurons 3. Gene Ontology annotation, cellular component: plasma membrane; cytoplasm; endosome. Gene Ontology annotation, molecular function: protein binding; phospholipid binding. The record is from RefSeq and is a predicted model, not a curated record. Lineage: Eukaryota; Metazoa; Chordata; Lepidosauria; Squamata; Agamidae. Gene Ontology annotation, biological process: cytoskeleton organization; plasma membrane tubulation; regulation of endocytosis.